Messenger RNA from Mauremys reevesii (Reeves's turtle), 1537 nucleotides. It is a transcript of the gene CBR4, whose product is annotated as carbonyl reductase 4. NCBI's taxonomy places the organism in Eukaryota, Metazoa, Chordata, Testudines, Geoemydidae. The transcript is spliced from 6 exons. The coding region runs from base 763 to 1476 and encodes 237 amino acids. Gene Ontology annotation, molecular function: quinone binding; oxidoreductase activity, acting on the CH-OH group of donors, NAD or NADP as acceptor. Gene Ontology annotation, biological process: fatty acid biosynthetic process. The record is from RefSeq and is a predicted model, not a curated record.
CCCAAAAAUGCCCUCCCACAGCUCCUGCCCCCCAGGCCCUGGCAGGGGGAGCCCCUGACUGCGCCCAAGACCCUCUGCUGCUUACUGAACCCCUCGGCCCUGGCCUGGCCCAGCACCCUUAACACGCUGCUCAGAGCAGCAUGUCAGAGGUUUACUGCGUUGUAUGCGAACCCACGUUCUGUCGGGUCACGUUAUAUUGGGGUAGAGGUGUACCAAUCUUGACCUUGUGGUAAAAGACAAAUUGCAGUGAUUCAGUAAGGGGGAAUGACCCUAUAAAAUCUUAUUGAUUCUCUUCUGGGCUACUCUAUGAAACUGCCAGUUGUGAUGGUCGUUUGUGGACUGAUGAUUUAUUUUUCUUAAAGGAUAUUGUCAUAUUUAGAAAUCUCCCAACAGAUUGUAUAAAACUGCUAAGUGGAGUCUGUGUAGUUCCAGAAUAUUUUUCAUGUUAAAAACCUAUGUUCAUAAUUUCCCUUGACGUAACAUGGCAGUUAACUGAAAAGAUAACUUUGGCAUUCUUUCCGUAACCAACAGGAAAGAAACUAGGCCUCUUUUCUACCUUCACGUCUCCCACAGGAAGCAACAUUAUAAUGGCAAAGUGGCAAAUUCUAGCACCCUAAUUCUGUCUUUACUAAAGCACAAGGUUUUGGCCUGAAGUUAGGUACAUACCUGCUCAAGCAUCAUUUCAACUGAUUAAACAAGCUUUUUAUUUAAAAGCAGAAGCAAUCAACAAAAUACUGUUCGGUUAGUGGCAAUGUAAACACCAUGGCCAAAGUUUGUGCUAUUUUUGGAGGAUCCAGAGGAAUUGGAAAAGCUGUUGCACAACUACUGGCAUGGAAAGGAUACCGCUUGGCUAUUAUUGCUAGAAAUCUGGAAGUAGCUCAAACUACUGUGAAUCACCUUGGGGCAGGUCAUAUGGCACUUAGCUGUGAUGUAGCCAUGGAACAAGAUGUCCAAAAUACACUUCAGGAGGUGGAGAAGAAUUUAGGUCAUGUUAAUUACUUGGUUAAUGCUGCUGGAGUCAACAGGGAUGGCUUGUUGCUGAGAACCACAUCUGAAGAUAUGGUAUCCCAAAUUAACACUAACCUUCUGGGAACAAUGUUGACAUGCAAAGCUGCUGUAAGACACAUGCUUCAACAGCAGGGAGGUGCUAUUGUUAACAUAGGAAGUAUUGUUGGACUCAAGGGCAAUUCUGGUCAGAGUGUGUACAGUGCCAGCAAAGCAGGGUUAGUUGGAUUUUCACGCUCUCUUGCUAAAGAAGUAGCAAGAAAGAAAAUUCGAGUCAACAUGGUUGCUCCAGGCUUUGUUCACACAGAGAUGACUGCACAUUUGAAAGAAGAUCAGUUGAAGAAAACUAUUCCUCUUGGAAGAUUUGGAGAGCCUGAUGAAGUUGCACAAGCUGUUGUCUUUCUUCUGGAGUCUCCGUAUAUUACAGGGCAUAUUCUAGUUGUAGAUGGAGGCUUGCAGCUUGUAAUUUAAAUACCACAACAGUACUUAUAAAAUGACAUGAAUGGAGAGAAAAAUAAACUUGGCUGAUGAA